AUGAAAGAUUUAUACUUUGCGGACAUUAACAGUACUCUUUUCUUAAGACAUUACAACAAUAAGUUGCUACUAAUUAGUGGUAAUAGAAUUAAGUUAUAUACGUACGAGGAAAUUAAGAAUAUAAUUCGUGCUCAGAAUAUUGCUAUAUAUAUUGUUAAGGAUAUAGAAAAGAAUGAAAAAAUCGUGUACAUUUCGAAUAAUGUAAUAAUAAAAAGGCAUCUUAGAAGUAACAAAGAAAAGAGUAUAACGGAUGAUGUUCAUUCUUUCAAUAAUGAUGUAAGCAAAGUUAAUUAUGAUAAAAAUGGUAAUAACGGACAUAAUAAUGAAAAAAUUAGUGACGGAAUGAAUAGUAAUAUGAACAACAAUGUCAUUAACAACCUCAGCAUCAAAGAUGACUCUUCAAACAAUGCUGAAACAAACUAUGUUUGUAUUGCCUUUGAACAGGGAAAUGUAUGGCUUUGCGCAGAGGACGGAGCAAAUAAGAUGUUUGUUUAUGAAAAGUUAAUAUAUAGAAAAAUAUGCGAUAUAAUUAAAAUAGAGAUUUUUACCACCAAUAAUGUUAUUAACUCUUUAAUAUUGUACAAAGAUUACACCUUAAUUUUUUAUAACGAAAAAUUGCAAAACUCUGUUAAAAUACCUAUACAAGAAUAUGUAUAUAAUUUUUGUUUAAGUAAUAAUAAUCAAAAUAUAGCUCUUUUUAAUCAUAAAAAUUUAUACAUUUAUGAUAUUAUGAAAAAAAACUUUUCUGUAGAGGAUAACGAAGAAAUAGAAACGAAUGAAAAUUUACAAGUUUCGAACAAUGAUAAGAAUUGUAUAGAAGUUAAAGAUAUUUUUGAUUUUUCCAAAAAUUAUAAGAAUUUGCUAAGCUGUGACUGGCAUCCCCAAAAUCUCUGUAUAGCAUUAUGUGGGAAAAAUAUAGUAAGAUAUUUAGUCCUAUAUAAUUAUAAAGUUUAUGAAUAUUCAGGUACAGAAAUGCAUAAAUCGUACAUAACUGCAACUAAGUUUAUUACCAUUUCGGAUAACGUAAUUUUAUUAACCUCUUUAAGUUGUGGUGACAAUCUAUUUUGUGUGUGGGAAUUUGAAUUGGAGUACUGUUUAUAUAAAUUCAAAAGUGAUCAUAUUAUAUCGCAUUUUGAUCUCUCCUAUUUUGAUGACUAUUUACAUAUGUCUUUUCUGGCAGAGGAAAAACAUUUGGCAAAUGAAAAAUUAGAUAGCAAAAAAAUUAUAAAAAAAAUUGAAUGGGAUGAUUCGGAAGAUGACACGUAUACAGAACGAAGCAUAUGCGAUCCUGUCUAUCCUGAUCAAACGGAUAAAAUUCAUACAGGAACAAAUAAGAUGCAAGGCAUAGAUAAUGGCACAGACUCCUUUAAAGAUAACUACAAUGGGGAUAAAAACAAAAAAGAUAAUAACAGUAAUAGUAAUAGUAGUAAUAAUAAUAAUAAUGCACAUAGCUCAUCUACGUACGAAAAUGAGAAAGAUAGAAUCAGCAGUGAAUAUUUCUCCGGAAGUAACGGUAAGAGGAAUAGUGAAUCCUGUUCAGGGGAAUGUAAUUUGAAUUAUCUAAACAAGAAAAAAAGAAAAAAAAAAAUAUUUGUUGAUGAUGAAGAAAAUCAAGAUAACUUCAUCAAUCUGUCCCAUAAAAAGAUGGCAAAGGAUCGAGAUUUAGGCAGAGAAAAUAAAAGAGAAGAUAAACAUGACCAGUACUACGAAAGAAAAAAAAUAGACAAAAUGAAUUUCAUUGAUAAUUAUGCAGAAGAGGAUCCAGAUGAUGUAUAUAAUAGUUAUGAAAGUGAUAAAUACAGAAUACAUAGUAAGAAACAUCUUACCAAUAAAAAAAAUCGUGAAGAUAAUGAAUAUAACAAAAAGGAAUAUAAUAUACAAAAUUUUAUAAAUAAAAAUAAAGAUGUUAUAAUGAAUAAUAGAGAAAGUGGAUAUUUUGAGGACAACAGUUAUUUAUUUGAUAAUGACGAUGAUCAAAAAAGUGUAACUGCCUUUAACAGUUAUAUUAAAGAAAAAUUUGAACAAUUAGAAAAAUUGAAGAAACAAGUAGACAUGUUACAAAAACAAGUGAAGAGUUUUACAAAAAUUAACCUUGACGAUUUUAUUGUUUUAUGCCCAGGAUUAUGCGAAGAACCAGAAAAUAUAAAUGAUCAGUGGUGUAUGUUUUGGAAUGAUAUAGGACAUAUAACCAAAAAAAAAGAAGGAAAUAAGACAUAUAUAUAUAUUUUCCUAUUUAGAGGUGAAGACGUUGGAAAGAAAAAAAUUACAGAUAUAUAUAAUGUUACAUCUGCAUCGUUAAGUGCAUAUGGAUUUGCAUUGGCAUCCAAUCCUUAUGAAAAAACUAUUUCAAAAAGUAAUAGUAUAUUAUGUUUUCAUAACUUAAAAGAUAAUGUUAUAUGGAAUAAAUAUUUGCCAAGUGAGGAAUUAAUAAAAGGGGUGGCAAAUGGAAAUAAUUUUGUAGCAAUAGUUACAUCGAACAAUUUUCUUAGAAUAUAUUCUGCAUAUGGUUAUAUUAUCAAUACAUUUUUAUUGAAAGGUAUACCUGUAGCUCUUUGUGCAUAUGACUAUUUACUUUUUGUAAUUACUUGUCCGUACAUUUUUGAAAAUGUGUAUAGUUACAACAUAAAUAAUACUUAUAAUUGUACACUUUAUAAGGUUUACGAAAAUUUUACUGAUUUAAAACCAAGCAAAUAUAACACAUAUCAUAUUACCAUACUAUAUGAUGAUGUUUUAUCCCUCCCCUCUUGUCAUUAUUUGAAUUGGGUAAAUAUAUCCAACUUCGGUAUUCCAUAUGUCAGAGAUACAUCCAAUUUUAUAUACGGCUUAUAUCCUGUGUUUAAAAAAAAUAAUAAUAUCGUUUAUGAUUGGGUACCUAUAUUUGACCUAAACAAUUUGAAUACAUAUAACCAGAUGGAUAAGUCUAAAUACCAACACGCAGAACAGCAGAAUGGAAAUACACUAAAUAAAAAUGAGCAAGUUGCUAAUAAAAAAAUUCAUAAUGAUCUAUAUGAUGAAGAUGAAAAAAUAGAAAAUAAUAAGGAUGAUGCUAAGAAAAAUAGGGAUAGCCAUCCUGAUGAUGAAAUGGGAACAAACUCGCAGUGUGUUUACUAUCCUUUAUAUUUUGACAACUUUGAACAAAUAUCAGUUAUCAGAUUAAAGAAAAAUGAAAUAGAACCGAGAUCUAACAAAAUAGAAAGUUGUCUUGGAUAUAACGUAGAAAAAAAAUAUAUUGUAAUGAGUGAAUGUAAUGUUAUGAAAUAUGAAAAACUUGUUAAAUUAUUACAAGCCAAUCCUAAUUUAUCUCUAGAUAAUGAUUCAAACAAAAACGAAUCAGCUACUUUAUUGCCGUGGGAACAAUAUGACGAAAUGAGAUCUCGAGUAGAUCUUUACUGCAAACAGUUAUUUGUAAAUAUUUCUUAUGAUUACAUGAAUGAUGGUAAAAAUAAAAGUGCAGUUGAUACCUUAAAAUCUUUAAAUAAAUUAUACGAUAAAUGGAUCAUGCGAAUGUUUGCUAUACUUAAAAAUGAUAAAAAGAAUCAAAAAUUAGCUGUUAAAGUAUCACGACUGUUUAAGAAUAUCAAAAACAUGAUGUUGUCCUUGAGUCUUGUAGAUGAUGAAUAUAGUACAUUACAUAGUGAAAUUACGAAUGAAUAUUUAAAAAGACAGAUUAAAGAUGAAAAUUAUAAAAAUUAUAAACAAAAUCAUACUUACGAGGAAGAUUAUAAGGAUGAUGAACAAAAACGCAAAGAGAUGUACGACAAAUAUUAUAAGAAUAAUCAAAAUAUAUCAGAAGAUGAAAAGAAAAUUUUUUCGGAUACUAAACAAACUGGUUACUUAUAUAAGAACUCGACAAAGGAUCAAGUAGAAAAUGAUAAGGAAAAGAAAGAAAAUCAUUUCUUAGAUAAAUUCUUCACAGGAGUUACUAAAAACCAAAGUGUUGAUAACCUCUUUUCGCAAGAAAAGAAAAUCUCUCAAAUUAAAAAAAAAAGCACCUUAGAAAACUUUUUUUCAGAAUUGAAGGAAGAAUAA
This is a messenger RNA of Plasmodium malariae, 4029 nucleotides long. Its product is annotated as conserved Plasmodium protein, unknown function. Lineage: Eukaryota; Apicomplexa; Aconoidasida; Haemosporida; Plasmodiidae. Gene Ontology annotation, molecular function: protein binding; chromatin binding. Gene Ontology annotation, biological process: mitotic cell cycle; DNA-templated DNA replication; DNA repair. Gene Ontology annotation, cellular component: nuclear replication fork. The transcript has a single exon. The record is from RefSeq and is a predicted model, not a curated record. Bases 1 to 4029 code for a protein of 1342 amino acids.